Molecule: messenger RNA, 2343 nt
Organism: Plasmodium adleri (nom. inval.)
Lineage: Eukaryota; Apicomplexa; Aconoidasida; Haemosporida; Plasmodiidae
Product: mitogen-activated protein kinase phosphatase 1, putative
Exons: 1
Coding region: 1-2343 (780 amino acids)
Source: RefSeq, a predicted model, not a curated record
AUGGAAUAUAAAAGCAUCGAUUUUGAGGAGCUCAAAAAAAAAGUAAAAGAAGAAAAAAUAAACCAAAAAAAUAAUGAACACAUAGAAUGUAGCAAAAAUAAUAAUUUUGUAGAACGAUUGAGAGAUCAAACAAAUGGAAAAUAUUUUGAAGAAUCUAAUAAUGGUAAUAAUAACCUAAAGGGUGUUAUAUCCUCAUCCUUAAAAAAUAAUAUAACAUGUAAAAUAAUAAAUUCAUUUUAUAUUUAUAAUUACAUACAACUGCUAUUAAAUGAAGGAAGUAACAAAAAUGUAUACAUAUUAGAUAUUCGAAAUGAAGAAUUAUUCAAUCAGGGUCAUAUUAAAAGCAGUAUUAAUAUAUAUAAUAAAAAGAUGAUGAUACAAAUAAAUAAAGAAAUGAUAUGUAAAGACAAUUUAAAAAUUAUCUUUUAUGAUCACAAUAAUAUGAAUAAUAUAUAUGAUGAUUGUAUUAAUUUAUAUAAUAUAUAUUUUUCAAAUAUUAAAGUAGAUAAUAUAUACAUUUUAAAAGGAGGAUAUAUAGAUUUUGAAAGAGAAUAUUCUUUCUUGUGUGUUAAUACAAAUGUUGAUAUAAAAGGAGAAGUUUCUUCACAUAUAUAUAAUAGUAGUGCAUAUAUCAAUUAUCCUAUAAAAAUGUUUGAUAAUUUGUAUUUAGGAAAUAUUAUUCAUAUAAAUAAUAUUUUUAUAAAUGAUUAUUUGAACAUUAAAUAUAUUUAUGAUUUUACAUCAACUGGAUUUGUUAUAAAAAGAGAAAAUAAAGAAACAAGAAAAAAUAAUGAACUUUUAUAUUUUAGAUAUAAUGUAUAUACAAAAACCUUUGAAAAUACAAAUUCUUUAAAUAAUGAAUCUAUUAAUUAUUACAAUUUUUUAGAUAUACAUAUGAUAUAUGAAGUGAUUACUUCUAUGAUAAGUACAAAUGAAAAUCAUAUAUCUCAAAAUAAUAAUAAUAAUAAUAAUUAUUAUUAUUAUAAUAGUAAUGAUAAUGAUGUAAUAUAUAAUGAUCAGAAUAAUAAUGUGGCUUUAUAUACAAACCAAAUAAAAGACAACAAUAUGUCACUAAUAACACAAAAUAAAGAACAGUUAAUAUAUCAUAUAAAUUCUACACAUAAUAACAAACAAAUUAAUAUGAAUAAUCAAAAUAAUAUACUUAUUAUAUGUAAUCAUGGAAUGAAAAAUCCUACAUCCGAAAAAACAAAUAGUAUAAGUCUUAUUAUAUGUAUGUGCUAUAUUAUGUAUAUAAAGAAGUAUAACCCUAAUUUAAUUAUUGCCUAUAUGUUAAAGAUAUAUAAUAACUGGAGUAUAAAUUCGCAAACAAAAUCAUUUUUAGAAAGUUUCUAUCAGUCCCUAAUUAAGUGUAAUUAUAAUUUACAAAAUUAUUAUUCAAAAAAAAAUGUAUGUAAUAAUAAAGAGGAACAAAUAAAUAUUUCAACAAAUAAUCAUAAUCAAAAUGAAUCAUUAUUAAAUAUUAUAACAAGUGAUAAUUAUAGGAAAUUAUUUAAAAAAUAUGAAUUAAAUAAAAGUUAUAUAUAUUUACAAAAUGAUGAAAAAUAUGUACUAAAUAUCAAACAACAACAUAUAAUAUUAGAUAUAAAUAUAAUAAAACAACAAAUAAAUGAUCAUGAUAUGAUAACAUCUUAUGAAUAUGUAAUAAUGUCCCUAUUAUUUUAUAUAUAUAAUUUUGUAACAAUAAAUUAUGAACAUAUUUAUGAAGUCUUACAAAUUAUUACACUUAUACUAAAUAAGAAACAAAAUUAUGAUGAUCAACAUUUUUUGAUAUUUCCAUAUAUAUCAUUAGUCAUAAUUAAUAUAUGUAAAAUAUUAACAUACAACAAAUUUGAAAACAAUAUUAUUAACAAUAUAAAUUCAGAAAAUUAUAAUAAUGUAAAUUAUACUAUAUUUCAUUUAAUAUAUAAAUGUAUUAUUAUAUGUAUUGAUAUAUUAAUAAAUAAUAAUGAUAUAUCUAAUCAUAUAAUUAAAGAAGAAUUUCACGUUACGUGUUUAACAAACCAGGACUAUAUAAAAAAUAAAAAUAUUGAUCAAAAAUUUUAUAUAAUAUUAUUAUCAUUAAAAUAUUUUCUUAUAACACUUUUGUAUUUAUAUCUUAAUCCACACAUAACAAAUACGAGAUUUUUAAGUGUAGAUGAAAUAUUCCAUCUAUUGAAAAAAAUUGAUACAUUUUCAGACUAUUAUUAUUCUGUUUUUCAAAUAAACAUUAACUUAUUUCAGAGUGAAAAUUAUGAGGCAAAAAUAUGUUCAGGCGAUUAUUUGCCCAUAUAUUUUUCGGAUAUAUUAAGGCCAUUUAUAGUAAUAAAUAAUUACAUAAACUAA